CACUCCUUUAUCCUUUUUAAGACUAUCCAUCUGUUCUCCACUGAAGUUCCUCUAAGCUGAGGACACUCCAUAGCUCCUACCAGAAAGGCUCAUAGUAACUCCAUCCUGGCAGCACUUCAGUGAGGAGCAGGGAAGAAGAGUUGAUAGAUUUAUUUGGGGAAGGGGUAAGCUCGGAGAGAGAUGGAAAGCUGUGAAGGAACUCCUGCAAAUCUGUGAACGCUGAUCCAUACUCCAGCUGCCCCAAGGUUCCCUUGCAAGAUGGCAGCUACCUGGCUUACCAUCUUUCUAAUGUUGGUCCUUUCCUCUAUUUACUGCAUUGUUUCACAUCCAAGCCCAGAGAUGUGGUUUCAGGAUCUCUUUCCACCUAGUGUGUGCCCUAUAAAUGCCAACGUCAACAACUUUUAUGGCAUCAUGUUUGACGCAGGAAGCACCGGGACCCGAAUUCACAUUUACACCUUUGUGCAGAAAAACCCAGAGCAGCCGCCAGAGCUGGAAGGGGAGAUAUUUGAGUCAGUAAAGCCUGGUCUUUCUGCUUAUGUUGAUCAGCCUGAAAAGGGUGCAGAAACGGUGAGAGGAUUGUUGGAAAUGGCCAAAGGAGCUGUGCCGCCUAGUUACUGGAAGGAGACCCCAGUGGUGCUGAAAGCUACAGCUGGACUGAGGCUGCUGCCUGCGCCCAAAGCCCAGGCUCUCCUCUCCGAGGUGAGAGAGGUCUUUGAGGAGUCCCCUUUUCUGGUUCCAAAUAACAGUGUUAGCAUCAUGGAUGGAUCUUCUGAAGGAGUUUUAGCCUGGAUUACUGUGAAUUUUCUAACAGGGCAGCUCUAUGGCCAGAACCAGCAGACAGUUGGGACACUGGACCUGGGAGGAGCCUCAACACAAAUCACAUUCCUGCCACGGUCUGAGGAAACCUUGGAGCAAACCCCUGUGGAUUUUGUGACUUCAUUUGAAAUGUUCAAUAGCACUUACAAGCUCUACACGCACAGCUAUCUGGGCUUUGGACUAAAAGCUGCCAGACUAGCAACACUUGGAGCUCUGGAAAUGGAAGCAGCUGAUGGACAGAUGUUCCGAAGUUCUUGUUUACCAAAGCGACUGGAGGCAGAGUGGCACUUUGCGGGAGUGAGAUAUCAGUAUGGUGGCAACAGAAAAGGGGAAACAGGAUUUGAGCCAUGCUAUUCCGAAGUGUUGAAGGUCGUACAAGGGAAACUUCACCAGCCAGAUGAGAUUCGCAGAAACUCCUUCUAUGCCUUCUCCUACUACUAUGAUCGGGCUGUUGACACCAACUUGAUUGAUUAUGAAAAGGGAGGAGUUCUAGAAGUGAGAGACUUUGAAAGAAAAGCUAAAGAAGUGUGUGAUAACUUGGACAGGUACACUUCAGCCAGCCCUUUCCUGUGUAUGGAUCUCAGUUACAUCACUGCCUUACUAAAAGAAGGCUUUGGAUUUGGGGAUAACACACUCUUACAGUUAACAAAGAAAGUGAACAACGUAGAGACAAGCUGGGCCUUGGGUGCCACCUUUCACCUAUUGCAGUCUCUGGGGCUCUCGCGCUGAGCUGGCGCCCACUACAGAACAUUGGCCUUUCCAGAACAAAGAGAGGGAAAGUUCAAACCUCCAACUGGAGAGCUCAUUUGGAUCAGUCCUACAGCAAAACAAGGAUGAAAGCCAUGGAAUCACUUCCCCCAGGACUAGGCAGUUCCUAGCUGCAAUAAGCUGGGCCCUGUUGAAAUGAGAGCUGGCCCAGUAUGGUUUCUAAAGAACUUUAUUGCUAUUAUUGAUACAGAAUCUGCCUCCUGAAAGUCGAAGAACCUAAACUCCAGCUGGUCUUGAGGCUGAUUGUGCUUAUAAGUAGCCCAGACACAGCUUCAGUGAAUGGAUUCAUAGGUGCCCCGUAUUACCAGCAGCUCAGAGUGCUUCUCAUGCCCUAACAAAUUGCAGACCUGUGACCAAUGAUGCUUAGUUGUUUUUGUUUGUUUUAUAGGUAGAACUGAAGUUUAGCCCAGAGAAUUUUAAAAAAAUAUAUAAAUGUUCAAGCAUGGCAUCAACCCA
Pelodiscus sinensis (Chinese soft-shelled turtle) is the source of this 2040-nucleotide messenger RNA. RefSeq names its product ectonucleoside triphosphate diphosphohydrolase 5 (gene ENTPD5). Gene Ontology annotation, molecular function: hydrolase activity. NCBI's taxonomy places the organism in Eukaryota, Metazoa, Chordata, Testudines, Trionychidae. The record is from RefSeq and is a predicted model, not a curated record.